GUUCGCCAUAUAUCGUGUCUUGUGCGCAUGCGCAACCUCUACAGAAGCACUGUCGAGGUCGAAUUGUAGGAUUUUUCUAGUCUUGAUUAAAACAAAGCAAAAUGCCUAAAGACUUUGAUAAAGACGCUUAUCCGGAGCCUCCUCGACAGACUCCGGUUAUGGAGAGACAGUCAUCACUGCCAGACCCAGGACUAAUUAUGUCCAAAAUCUUGUAUUACUCCGUGGACGUGCCUGUCACCAAAUUUAGAGAUGUUGUGGAGAGCUGUCGGAUGAAAAACCGGUCCGUGUACUACCACCAGAAGUUCCGCCGUGUUCCUGACCUGACGGAGUGCCAGGAAGGAGAUUAUACCUGCUACUAUGAGGCAGAGAUGCAGUGGAAGAGAGACUAUAAAGUGGACCAGGAGAUCGUGAAGGUGAUCCAGGAGCGAAUGAGGGCCUGUCAACAGAGAGAGGGAGCCAGCUACGAGCAGAACUGUGCCAGAGAAAUACAGCAGUUCAACGAGGUGACCAGGAACUACAUGUCUCGCUAUGGAGACCUGGGAGGGUACGCCACUGCAAGGAAAUGUCUCAUGAAGCAAAAAGAACGGAUGAUGGCAGCUCAGGCCCAAAGUGUUUAAGAACAGUUCUCUACCCCCUCGUGUGUAAUAAUUGUACAAUAAAACUUGUGAUAAACAUA
Monopterus albus (swamp eel) is the source of this 676-nucleotide messenger RNA. It is a transcript of the gene ndufb10, whose product is annotated as NADH:ubiquinone oxidoreductase subunit B10. The transcript has 4 exons. The record is from RefSeq and is a predicted model, not a curated record. The coding region runs from base 102 to 617 and encodes 171 amino acids. Gene Ontology annotation, cellular component: respiratory chain complex I. Lineage: Eukaryota; Metazoa; Chordata; Actinopteri; Synbranchiformes; Synbranchidae.